AUGGUGAAGAAUAGAAAAGCUAAAAAGAGACCAAGCCAGAGGAGAAGGGGGUAUCUGCAUACUACUAGGGGUAUAAUGGCGAAUCAUCAAGAAGGGAAUCAAGGGCGACGGUCUCCUCGGGUUUGGCUAGUUGUUCUGAUUUCUUUGGCAAUAAUAUUUCUUCCAAAAGAACAAUCACAAGCGUACGCAGCAGACCCCGGGCAAGGCGAAGAAAGGGGAUGGGAAUCGGUGGGGAGACCAGUGGCCAAGCGCCAGACGCCAUCCGCGCUGCAUGGCAAGGUUUGCUUGUAUCUGACAGAGGCUCAAUGUCGAGAGGCAGAUGAGACAUUGAAACGACACGCCACAAGACGGAGAAGACACAGUUCCAACGCCCGUGGCAGUUUUAGCUUUACCGUACCAAGCAAAGUCUUGGUACUGCUCGUCACCUUUUCAGAUCAGGUUGAUCGUCCACAUGUUCCUCAGACGAGUAUAUCGGAAGUCUGGAGUACCAUGAUCAAGGACUGGCUCAGCGUCAACAGCCACGGUCUCUACGAUAUCGAUCCUUACGUCACAGAAUGGAUAGUAACCGACAACACAGAAGCCCACUAUGCGGCAGGUGCAUCUGGAUACACAGCUGACUUGCACAAAAUGGCUUGGCCAGCCCUAAAUCAGUUGGACAACACAACUGGGUGGAAUUGGCAAGAUUUUGACCAAGAUAAUGACAAUGUUUUGGACAGUGUUGUCAUAAUCCACAGUGGCUAUGGUGCCGAGACAAGCUCGCUUGAUCAAUAUGGGACACAUUAUUCACAACGCAUUGCAGCCCAUACACGGGCUCUGACCUCGGAUAUUGUACCAUGGACAUCCCAAGAUGGGUCUGUCUCCUUUCAAGUGUACACUGUAGCAUCAUCCUUGGAUGGCGUCUCUGAAGUCAGCAUUGCUACCAUUGGUUUGACAUUGCAUGAGUACAUGAAAACAUUUGGAUUGCCAGCAUUGUAUGAUCAAACCGAUGCAAGCUUGCCUGGAAUUGGUGAAUUUGACAUAAUGGCAUGGCCCUAUGGGCCUAAAAAUGGGAAUGUUCCAGGCCAUUUAAGUUCUUGGAGUCAAAAGCAAGCUGGGUGGCUUUCACCAACCCUCAUACAAAACGAUGGAAACUACACCUUACAGCCCCUGGAGCAGUUUGCUGAGGCAUAUGAAAUCAAUCUCUACGAAUUUGGUUCCACAAGGGAGUACUUGUUGUUAGAAAACCGUCAGCCACUAGAGUUCGAUGCAGAUUUCUGGGGAGCUGGCCUUGCUAUCUAUCACAUUGAUGAAGCAGCCAAUGGUCAAACAAGCUUAGGAUAUCCUGGCCAAGCAGGGUGGCCUCAGAAUGGUAAUCAUUAUGAAGUUGCAGUGUUACCAGCUGAUGGGAACUACGAUCUUGAACAGGGAAUCAACCGUGGUGAUGUAGGGGAUAUCUGGCAGCCAGGACAACAGCUUGGACCCGGACAAGGCAGCACAGUCUUCCCAAAUACAGAUGCUUACCCUGAUGGCUUUAUCUUGGAAUCUGGGGCAACAGUAAAGGUCUUGGCUGGAGAAGGACAGAAUGUCAAGUUUGAAGUAAUCGGUGUGGGCCCACCACUCUCAUCAAGUCCAUCUACAAGUCCUUCUACCUCCACCCAACCUACAUUAAUAAAUCAGCAAUCAACUGGUCCAUCUGCAAUGAACAACAGCACCAAUGUUACCUCUGCUCCUGAACCCAGUCCAUCUCCCAGCAGCUCCAACUCAACCUUUGCUCCCAGUGGCAGCAACAACACCAAUGCUACUUCUGCUCCUGGACCCAGUCCAUCUCCCAGCAGCUCUAACUCAACUUUUGCACCCAGUGGCAGCAACAACACCAAUGCUACUUCUCCCAGUGCCAGUCCAACCUCUGAAUUCCCCACUACUGAAAUGCCAACUACUGGAUUGCCCACAGUGACACCUGGAAGCCCUUCUGUAGCACCCACAACCUUGAGCCCAACAACAGCAGUGCCCACCACAGGGUUGCCUACAACAUCAGGACCAACAGUUGUACCAGGCUCACCAAGUGCAGGUCCAACCACUGGUGUCCCCACCACCCAAACACCUACAGUGACUCCUGGGAGCCCAUCACUGGCACCCACCACUACAGGCCCCUCAACGAACUUUCCAACAACACAAACUCCAACCACUGUGGGGCCCACUGUCACUCCUGGGUCUCCCAGUGCCAGUCCAACAUCUGCAUUCCCCACUACUGGUGGACCCACAACUGGGAUGCCCACAACUGUAUUGCCCACAGUGACACCUGGAAGCCCUUCUGUAGCGCCCACGACCUUGAGUCCAACAACAGCAGUGCCAACCACAGGUUUGCCUACAACAUCAGGACCAACAGUUGUACCAGGCUCACCAAGUGCAGGUCCAACCACUGGUGUCCCCACCACCCAAACACCUACAGUGACUCCUGGGAGCCCAUCACUGGCACCCACCACUACAGGCCCCUCUACAAACUUUCCAACAACACAAACUCCAACCACUGUGGGGCCCACUGUCACUCCUGGGUCUCCCAGUGCCAGUCCAACAUCUGCAUUCCCCACUACUGGUGGACCCACAACUGGGAUGCCCACAACUGUAUUGCCCACAGUGACACCUGGAAGCCCUUCUGUAGCGCCCACGACCUUGAGUCCAACAACAGCAGUGCCAACCACAGGUUUNNNGACUCCUGGGAGCCCAUCACUGGCACCCACCACUGCAGGCCCCUCUACAAACUUUCCAACAACACAGACUCCAACCACGGUUGGGCCCACUGUCACUCCUGGAUCUCCCAGUGUCAGUCCUACUGUCUUUUGCCCCACAGCUUGUGCUCCCUCUAUUGGAUAUCCCACUGUUACUCCUGGAAGCCCUUCUCAAAGGCCCACAAGUGCACUACCAAGCACUGUGACUCCUUCCACCUUAGGUCCCACAGUAACUCCGGGAUCUCCAAGUGCCAGCCCAACAUCUGCAUUCCCCACUACUGGUGGACCCACAACUGGUAUGCCCACAACUGAAUUGCCCACAGUGACACCUGGAAGCCCUUCUGUAGCACCCACAACCUUGAGCCCAACCACAGCAGUGCCAACCACACGUUUGCCGACUUCUGGUGUCCCAACAUCCCUUUCCCCCACUGUGAGACCUGGAAGCCCCUCUGUAGCCCCCACCACAAAUAUUCCAACCACAGGAAUGCCAACAACUUCCCCCCCUUCAACAGUUGGUCCCACUGUCCUUCCAGGAUCUCCCAGUGUCAGCCCCACCACAAUGAAUCCAACUGCAAUAUGUCCCAGUGCUUGUUUACCUACAGUUGGAAUCCCCACUGUUACACCUGGAAGCCCAUCGCUAGCCCCUUCGACUGGUCUCCCAACUACUCAGACACCAACACCACCAACACCAGUACCUUCAAUAUCUCCAUCUCGGACACCAUCUCUAAGGCCAACUUCAGGAACUGGUAAUGGUCCAUCAGCUUCACCAUCAAAUGCCCCAUCUGAUGUCCUCCCACCGUGGUUGCCACCGAACUAUCUAAAAGGGGUCCGCCCUUUCCCCCCACAACUGGCCAGGAAUGGAGCUGCGCCCCCCGCAUUGUUGCCACCUUUGUUGCAGAAACCAACAAGAGCUGACGAGUCUGAAUCCGAUGAGGCUGAAACGGAUGAGGCUCAAGAACGAGAUGGCACAACAGAUACUGACCAGCUCAAUCUUCAUGAAUCUGUUGGAGUCACAAGGCCUCCAGUGUCUGCUCGUGCUGGUUCUGAAUCUAUGAAGAAAGCUGGGACGGAUCCAAUCCUGAUCAUUCAACAAGAACAAGGUGGCACUACGGAUACUGAUGGGGAGGGGAAACCAGCUCCUUCUCCAACUCCUGAUGACGCCACUAGAACAGAGCCAGUCCUUAUUGCAACUAGCACCAGCACCAGACGUCCAUCCUUUGUGGCCAGAGGAACAGAGCCUGUCAUAAUUGCAUCAAGCACCAGCACCAGAGCUCCAUCCUUCAAGGCCUGGCGUCAGACAGAGCCAGUCCUGAUCGCCUCUAGCACCAGCGCAAGGGGCCCAUCUUCUUCCAGAACAGGUCAUGUCUUUGUUGCAACCAGCACCAGCACCAGGCCUCCAGUCUUUGGAACAGCACAAACAAGUCCUACCUCUGGGACACAUUCGAUUGCGCAGAUGCUCUCUGCUGCCAUGACUGCACUUGUGGCAUUGCUCUUGACCUAG
This is a messenger RNA of Seminavis robusta, 4206 nucleotides long. NCBI's taxonomy places the organism in Eukaryota, Bacillariophyta, Bacillariophyceae, Naviculales, Naviculaceae. The record is from the annotation of a GenBank genome assembly.